UGUUCGCCGUGAAUUGGUCUGAACCACACUCCUUUUUAUUUCUCGUAUUUUCUCGAUUCCAAACAACGAUUUUCUCUCCAAAAUUGUUCGAUUUGCGUGUCAUGUAACUGAUAUUUCCAGAGACUGAAUUUGUCACAGUUUUAAAGCUUCUGUUCGGUAAAACAACAAUCAAGAUGGGCUGCGCUGGAUUCACCUGCUCCAAGAAUUCCCUGUGCGCGCUCAACAUCCUUUAUGUUAUGGUGAGUCUGCUGAUGAUCGGCAUCGCCGCAUGGGGGAAGUGUUUCGGGCUGGUGUCCAGUUUCCAGGUGGUUGGUGGCAUCAUAGGAAUUGGGGUUUUCCUCUUCUUUGUUGCCCUCGCUGGACUUAUUGGUGCCAUGAAGCACCAUCAGGUCCUGCUGUUCUUUUACAUGAUCAUCUUGUUCCUGGUGUUUGUUGUUCAGUUUGCAGUGUCCAGUGCAUGUCUGGCUAUUAAUGAAGAGCAACAGAAUCACCUGUUGGAGGUGGGCUGGAACAACUCUUUGACCACUCAGAGGGAUGUUGAAAAGAGUCUGAACUGCUGUGGUUUCUCCCACAUGGACAUCAAUGGAAGCUGCGCUGCUCCCUGUUUUCAUUACAGCACUUGCACCACAUGCGCAGCAAAGAUUCAGGAGCAUGCAGGAGAGGUGCUGCGCUUCGUCGGGGGAAUCGGCCUCUUCUUCAGCUUCACCGAGAUCCUGGGUGUUUGGCUGACAUACCGGUACAGGAACCAGAAGGACCCACGGGCGAAUCCCAGCGCCUUCCUAUAGGUCAGAUUCUCCUCAAUUUGUCAUUUGACCACUGAAAUCUUCACUGUUACAGAAAGUGUGCGUUUGCUUUUACCCAAGAGAAGAGGAGGCCAGCCUGUGUGUUCUUGCUGCUAUAUAUUAUUAUGUGCUUGAUUUUUUUUUUUCAAGAUUACAGUGUGACUGCACUGUACUGUAUGUUAUAUGAGGCUGUAUGUUAUGUAAUGAAAGAACACAACACCAAAUAUUAGUAUGCAGUACUUGCAGUAAUGGGCUGAACAAUCAACACCAUUUGGUUUAAUGUUAACCCUUUUAUUUCAUCUAGUAAAAACAUUAACAGAAAAUGAGCUGUUUUGAUCAGUAUGCUUUGUAUAGUGACAAUUUCAGAAUGUAUUCGUUUCAGUUAUACAUUGAUUAAGUCUAAUAGCGCACACGUUAAGAGUUAGCAUGAACGACAUAGUCAAAUCAAACUUGCUCGGAUUCACUUUAAUGCAAUAAAUUUGCAAUAAAAGUCAGUUACUAUAACUAUAGUUCAUUACUUGAACUUCGUUAUUAAUAUGAAAAAAGUUAAAACAAUUUAAAUAUAAAGAAUAACGAAAGAACGUUUUCACAAGCACUGUUCUGAUCUCAUGUUUCAUAUUCGACGUAUUUAUCUGCCUAUUUUAUAUUCAUUAUGUAUGUGUGUGUGUUAGUUUUACUGAAUUGAUUUUGUGUAUCGUUUUGGCUUCUUGCAUGCAUUCCUCAUUGUACAUCUAUAUCCAAUGGUUCUGUGAACUGCGAUUUAAAACAUUUGAAAAAAAAUAAAGAC
Messenger RNA from Danio aesculapii, 1569 nucleotides. RefSeq names its product tetraspanin 13b (gene tspan13b). The record is from RefSeq and is a predicted model, not a curated record. NCBI's taxonomy places the organism in Eukaryota, Metazoa, Chordata, Actinopteri, Cypriniformes, Danionidae. Gene Ontology annotation, cellular component: membrane. The transcript has 6 exons. The coding region runs from base 174 to 785 and encodes 203 amino acids.